UUCGACACCCCCCAGGAGGCCUUCGGGGCCCUGCGGCCCGUCUGCGUGCAGCUGACGAGGGCGCAGAGCCUGGAGAACGUGGCGCGCCUGCGGGCCCGCCUGGCAGGCGUCAGCGCCCCGGCCCUGCAGGACCUGCAGGAGUACGUCCUCUUCCCCCUGCGCUUCGCCCUGAAGGUGCCGGGGCCCAAGCAGGAGCGGCUGGUGCAGAGCGUGGUGCAGUGCAUCUCCUCCGUCCUGGCAGCAACGCGCGUGAAGAAGCCGGAGCUCCUGCAGGAGCUGUUUUCCGAGCUCUGCACGUGCCUCUCCCCCCCUUCCAGCUCCAGCAAACCCGCCUGGCUGUCAGAGGAGCUGAAGCUGGCUGUGAUCCAGGCACUCCACACCCUGAUGCAUUCAGCUUACGGGGAUGUUAUCUUGUCUCUGUAUCAACCUUCCACCCUUCCUCUCUUAGGAUUUGCUGUAUCUUUGCUUCUGGGCCUAGCAGAGCAAGAAAAAGCAAAGCAAAUUAAGAUCUCUGCUUUGAAGUGCUUACAGGUCCUAGUUCUGCAGUGUGACUGCCAGGAGCACCGACACCUACAUGAAGACGAGGCACAGCAGUGUGGGGAUUUGUUUGCUUCCUUUCUGCCUGGGAUUUCCAUUACACUGUCUCGGGUUAUUACUGGAGACAUCAAACAAGGUCAUAAAACCACUGUUUCUGCCAUCAGACUCUUUUAUCUGACUGUUGGCUUCGUAAUGGCUGAUGCACAGCUAGCCAGAAUCCCAAAGAAUAAAGAAAAGCUGCCAGUGGAACAAAGCAGGAUAUCAGAACUAAUGGUCCAUAGAGGGCCUGACUGGAGUAAGAGUACUGCUGAAAAACUCUCUCUCCUCCUGCAUAAAAUAGUUGAAUUUUCUUCAGGUCACCCCCACUGGAAAGUGAGACUGGAGGUGGUAGAACUGGUCCACCACUUACUGAGGAGCUGUGGCCGGGCACUGGUGGCCUCCUUCAGUCACCUUUUAAAGGCCGCGGUUGGGCUGGUGAACGAUGAAAGCAGCGAAGUCCAGAGCAGGUGUAAGGAGGUCCUGCAGGGCAUAGCGGAGCAGAGGAUCGUGGCACAGAACAGGGCUCUCGCCGACGUCCUCUCUGAGAACCUCCACUCCCUUGCCACGGCUCUCCCUCGCCUGAUGAACUCUCAGGACGACGCGGGCAAGGUUUCCACGCUGAGUGUGUUGCUUGGCUACCUGAAACUGCUGGGCCCCAAGAUUAACCUCGUCCUCAACUCCGUGUCCCACCUCCAGCGUCUGUCCAAGGCGCUGAUGCAGGUCCUGGAGCUGGACGUGGCAGACGUGAAGGUGGUGGAAGACAGGCGCUGGGGCUGCCAGGGCGCCUGCCAGCCCUCGGGGUCCCUGCAGUGCGGCCUGCAGAAAGGCCGAGCUCAGAAGAAAUACUUCCGCUUCUUCACGGAGGAGAGAGUUUUCCAGCUCCUUCAGCAAAUCUGUCGUGUUCUUGGCUACUAUGGGAACCUCUAUCUGCUCGUGGAUCAUUUCAUGGGGCUGUACGGCGAGUCCGGCGCGUACCGGAAGCAGGCGGCGAUGGUCCUCAACGAGCUGGUUGCCGGAGCUGCCGGGGUGGGAGUGGAUGUUCUUCAGGAAAGGGAAGUUCCUCCGGCCGUGGAUGAUCUCAGAGGGUCCAUAGUGUCCAUUCUCGACGAGUACACAGACCAGGCCAACUGGUACUUGAUCACCAGCAUCGAUACAGAAGACAUCCCCCAGGAGCAACCUGUGCAGCGUCCAGGGCUCGCUGCCCGUCCGGGAGGUGCGUGCGGGAGCGUUCUCCUUCCGUCCCCGGAGCCCCACGUAACGACCCGCGCCCUGAACAGCAACAUCUGGCAGAUCUGCAUCCAGCUGGAAGGCGUUGGCUGCUUCGCUGCUGUCCUCGGGAAGGAGUUCCGGCUGCUGCUGCUGUCAGCUCUCUACCCAGUGUUGGAAAAGGCUGGUGACAAGACUCUGCUCAUCAGCGAGACGGCACUGGGGACACUGGGAGACAUAUGCGAGGCCUGCAGUUACGACUCCUUGCAGUGUUUGAUUAAUGAGAAUUCUGACUAUCUGGUGAAUGGGAUUUCCCUGAACUUGCGCCAACUGGCACAUCAGCCCCGCGCUGCCCAGGUCCUGGACACUAUGCUGAGACAUUCCGACGCCAGCUUGCUGCCACUGGUCGAAGAUGUGAUCCAGGACGUCCUGUCUGCACUAGAUCAGUCUCACAGUACCCAGGCCUCCACUUUCCUCGGGGUCCUCCACUCUGUCAUGGCAGCUUUAGCGCAGUGGUUCGGAUCCUCCCGCGGUGGAGAGGAGCAGACGGGCGAGCGGCUGCGCGGGGCCUCGUCCCAGGGGCUCCAGGUGGUGACACGGCAGGAGGUGGAACAAUUCUUCCGUGACUACGUCAGGCAGAAGCAGAUCGCAGAGGGCGAUCUGCCUGACGCAGGGGCUGAGGAGGCAGAUGAGGUUCCCCCUCCUGCUAAACCGGAGCAAACCCACUCUGACACGGGGGGAGAAGCCCUGCUGCCCAGCCACGCUCAGCUGGCCAAGGAGGUGAUGGAGAGAUGCAUCCACCUGCUGUCCGAUGGGCGCCUCCGCGUGCGCCUGAGGGUCCUGGACGUGCUGGAGCUCUGCGUGACUGUGCUGCAUCCCCACGGAAACCACCUGCUUCCCCUGGCCCACCGCGCCUGGCCAGCUCUCGUCCCCCGCCUGACGAGCGAUGACCCUCUGGCAGUGCUCAGGGCCUUCAAGGUGCUGUGUACGCUGGCCCAGAGGUGCGGGGACUUCCUGCGGCAGAGGUUCUGCAGGGACGUGCUGCCGCAGCUGACGCGCUCCCUGCUCAGCCAGGCCCCCACCAGCGCCAGGGCCGGGCCCGUCUACAGCCACACGCUCGCCUUCAAGCUGCAGCUGGCUGUGCUGCAGGGGCUGGGUUCUCUCUGCGAGGAGCUGGACAUGGGUGAGAGUGACCUGAAUAAGGUGGCAGAUGCCUGCCUGAUCUACCUCAGUGCCAAGCAACCCGUGAAAUUGCAGGAAGCUGCCCAGAGCGUUUUCCUCCACUUGAUGCACAUGGACCCGGACAGCACCUGGCUCCUCCUGACCGAGGUCUGCUGCCCUCACCAGUACGAGCCCCCCCACGCCAGCCUGCGGCCCGUGAAGCUCCGCGGGAUGGGGAUGCAGCGCAACGAGUUCACCGACAACGUGCUGCUGCUGCUGGAGAGGCUGCAGCGCCGGGAGGGUGACGGGGAACCGUCCCCUCCCUGAGAGACCCGCACAGCGCCGGGAGGGCGACGGGGAAGCACCCGGGUAGAGCUCACCUGGGUAAAUGCUGCCCUUUGGGCCCCAGAUCAUCCUGGGGGCAAGGGAGGGACUGCCCGGUCUGGGGCACCGGCCGAGACACCCUCCCCAUUGGCAGAAGUUUUGGGGUUUUUUUUGCAGUGUUAGAGGAUGAGGGGGGUACACUGCCCCGGUUCCUCCAGACUUCUCUGCUCGUGGUCCUGGAGAAAAGGCCAAGGGUCGAGGCACAUCUGUUGCAAGUUCUGUACGGGGAGAGUCAUCUUCCAGAAAGAACUUCCCAGCACUCGGUCCUCGGGUGGUGCCCCCCGCCCCUCCGACCUCCCCACAGCAGAGAUUCCCUCCUGUUCCCAGCUGGACAACGAUCCCCAACUCAAAACAAAAGCUUUUCUGGCCUUAACCCUUCCCAGGGAGAGAUUCCAGCUUAGGGGUCAUUAAAAACCUUCUCUGUUUAAACCCAGUUCAUAUCAGAAAAAGUUAAACUGCAUUUCCAAUCAGUUCCUCACCAGUAUUACUGGCACGAACAACUCGUCCUCUCAAGCACCGCGGCUGUUCUGACCGUUCGCUGAGCCUGGCCGCUGGGCGCACGGCGCUGCCCCACUGCCCACCGAGGGCGAGACGUUCCUCAGAAGAAACCCCCCCGGCCCACGAGUGGUGCGAGAGCCCUGCGGGGUCCCCGACUGCCGCCGUUCUCAGACCCCUCAGAGGUUUUAACGCCCACCCCGAGGAGAACUGGACGAAGCACCCACCCCUGGUGGGGCCACGCGCGCGCGGACGGUGACGUCGGGGGUGAGCCGGUGGCACUGCGGCAGGACCAGGGUUUGUGGAGCAGGUGCCACAGUGAGGGGGGAGGGCGACGGGUCUUUGGGGUCUGC
This is a messenger RNA of Athene cunicularia (burrowing owl), 4175 nucleotides long. RefSeq names its product TELO2 interacting protein 1 (gene TTI1). Gene Ontology annotation, cellular component: cytoplasm. The transcript is spliced from 7 exons. The annotation marks the transcript as partial. The record is from RefSeq and is a predicted model, not a curated record. Gene Ontology annotation, biological process: chromatin remodeling. NCBI's taxonomy places the organism in Eukaryota, Metazoa, Chordata, Aves, Strigiformes, Strigidae.